GUGAGUUGUGAAGCUUUAAAUCCGCAUCUGCAUCAGCCCAGCCCCUCCAAAACCUUCACGAUAUCGAGAACAUUUUGAAAAUUCUCUCUUGAGGCCGACUAUAGAAACCAUGGCGGACGGUUUGCCCAUCGAUGCUUCCGACGAUAUCAAUGACAAUGAUUCUGCAAUCUCAACCGAAGACAUCGACUCGACAGUUUCAAUCGGCUCCAGCAUUUUGAAGUACCGAGAGGAAAAUGGGAGAACAUACCAUGCCUACAAAGACGGAAAAUACUUACUGCCUAAUGAUGAGAGUGAGAAUGACCGGCUUGACCUCCAACAUCACAUGUGGUGCCUGACUUUCAGCGGCAAGUUAUAUCUCGCUCCAAUCCCGAAAGAUCAAAAGCUUCACCGCGUUGCCGAUCUUGGAACCGGCACAGGAAUCUGGGCCAUCGACUUUGCUGAUGAACAUCCUGAAUCUUUGGUCUAUGGUAUUGAUCUCAGCCCCAUCCAACCCAGCUUCCUUCCUCCAAAUUGCAUCUUUGAGAUCGACGAUAUUGAAGAACCGUGGACUUACAAGUACAAAUUCGACUUUAUUCAUCUCCGCAUGAUGACAGGGUCAAUUGCGGACUGGCAGAAGUGCUUUCAUCAAUGCUAUGAGAGCCUCAAUCCAGGAGGCUGGAUUGAGGUCAAAGAUAUGAGACUUCCAAUUGAGGACAAUGACGCAUCAUUCCCUGAGGGUUGUGCGGUCAGAAAAUGGACAGAACUCGCUAUGGAAGGAGCCGCGAAAAUGGGCCGCCCUCUCAACAGCGCUAUCGAAUACAAGGCACAGCUCGAAGAUGCGGGCUUUCACAACGUCAGAGAGGAGAUGUUUAGGUGGCCUCAAAAUAAGUGGCCUAAAGAUGCAAAGCUGAAAGAAUUGGGGAUGUGGUUGUGCGAGAACUUCACCAGCGGUCUCUCAGGCCUGAGCAUGGCACUUUUUACCCGGGGACUGGGAUGGACUCCUGAAGAAACAGAGGCCUUCCUAGUGACAGUCAGAAAAGAUAUGAAGGACACCAAGAUCCAUGGCUACUAUACGAUCUCUGUCAUAUACGGUCAAAAACCAGCAUAAUAAAACAUCAACUUACUGGGAUACGGAGCAAAACUGGAGAUUUUCAUUCCUUUAGAAGUGAAGCAAAAAGCAGAAAAG
This is a messenger RNA of Hyaloscypha bicolor E, 1165 nucleotides long. RefSeq names its product S-adenosyl-L-methionine-dependent methyltransferase. Gene Ontology annotation, molecular function: methyltransferase activity. Bases 110 to 1087 code for a protein of 325 amino acids. The transcript has 12 exons. The record is from RefSeq and is a predicted model, not a curated record. NCBI's taxonomy places the organism in Eukaryota, Fungi, Ascomycota, Leotiomycetes, Helotiales, Hyaloscyphaceae.